AUGGAAACGGGAUGCUGGCUGCUUGGGGGCGAGUUCGAGGACUCGGUGUUCGAGGAGAGGCGGGAGCGGCGGCCUAGACCACCCGAGUCGUACCGCGCCAAACGCUGCGAGCCGCAGUGGUUUUAUGAAGAAACAGGGAGCAGCGAUGAUGUUGAAGCUCUGACUGUCCAGAAAUUCAAAGGGGACCUGGCCUACAGACGGCAAGAGUAUCAGAAAGCACUGCAAGAGUAUUCCAGUAUCUCAGAAAAACUGCCAUCUACAAAUUUUGCCAUGAAAAGGGAUGUCCAGGAAGGCCAGGCUCGAUGCCUUGUUCACCUGGGAAGGCACAAGGAAGCCAUGGAGAUUGCCACAAACUUGGAAAAUAAAGCAACUAACACAGACCAUUUAACCACUGUACUCUACCUCCAGUUUACUAUUUGUUCCAGUUUGCAGAACUUGGAGAAAACCAUUUUCUGCCUACAGAAACUGAUUUCUUUGCAUCCCUUUAAUCCUUGGAACUGGGGCAAAUUGGGAGAGGCUUACCUGAACCUGGGGCCAGCACUCUCAGCAUCGCUUGCGUCAUCUCAGAAAGAGAACAGUUUCACCUCAAGUGACACGGUUAUCAAAUCCUCCUUUCCCCACUCAGGAAAAGACUAUCUUUUGUGUUUCCCUGAAACUUUGCCUGAGAGCUCUGUGGAAGUAAGCAGUGGUAAUAAGCAAAAGAAUGAGAAAGUUCUUAAAGAUAUUAAAAACUGUAUGACAGAAGAGAGAGCAGCAGUGUUGCUGGAAACUCAGAUGAAAGCCUGUGCCUCUUUUAUACGAACCAGGCUCUUGCUUCAGCUUGCCCAAUCUCAGCAAACAUCGUUUGCUUUGGAGAGGAACUUAAGGACUCAGCAGGAAAUUGAAGAUAAAAUGAAAAGGUUCAGCUUCAAAGAAGACACUUUGCUGUUGAUAGCAGAGGUUAUGGGCGAAGAUAUCGUCCCAGAAAAACUCCGAGACGAGGUUCACACGGAGGUCAAGUGUGUUGGCCCCGCGGCCCUGACUUCCUUGGCGAUCGGGUCUUCGGAAGAGUUUGAAGACAAGUGGUUCAGAAAGAUCAAAGACCACUUCCAUCCCUUUGAAAAUCAGUUCCACACAGAGAUACAGAUCUUGCCUUAG
This is a messenger RNA of Rangifer tarandus platyrhynchus (Svalbard reindeer), 1137 nucleotides long. Lineage: Eukaryota; Metazoa; Chordata; Mammalia; Artiodactyla; Cervidae. The record is from the annotation of a GenBank genome assembly.